AUGUCUACCAUCAGAUGGGUGGACCUUCUGUCCAGCGAGUCGAACCUGUCCCAUUCCAUCGCGAACGAGGAUGUUGUGGAGAAGGCUAAGAAAAAAAAAUUCCCCUACAACCAGGAGAAGGAUCUGAACAGUAGCUUUUUAAAUUCAUACAAUGCAGACCUCGACAACAGCAAUGUGGGAAUUAAUUUGAAAAUAAAAAAUAUGUCCCUAGUGGAUAAAAAGGAUAAGGAAGAGAAGAAUGUUCUGGGUGCAGAUAAGACACUUGAUCAAAUACCCAAUUGGCGAAGUGGUAACGGAAGUGGAACAAGUCUCCCCAGCGAAGCAGCAAAGGGAGUGAUAACGAGGACAGGAGAGCAAGAGUCGGGGGGGAAAAGCACGGAAGGAGUGACCCAAAAGGAUUCACAAAACGUGCUUAGUAAUGGAGACCAACAAACAGGUGUGUUAGGAAAUGUGUUAGUGGAGGAGAAAAAUUGUGUGAGUGAGAAAGUGGUGAGUCCGUCUCAUGGGCAGCUAAACGAGGAAGGGAAGUCAACAAUCGCAAAGGUGGAUUCCGCCAACGCAGCAAGUAACAGUAAUACCGUCCUGGAGGAGGCAAAUAAAACGGAGCAGAACUGUCCUCAUGAGGAGAAUAAGCCAAAGGAAGAAAACGGAAAAAAAAAAGAAUUGCUCAACAGAGUCAGCGUGCAGAGUUCUGGAAGUGGUCAAUCUUCGGUCGAAGGUAAAAAUAAGGAAAGUGAAAAAGGUUCAAGUGUGGGGAAGAAGAAAAAAAACGCAUCAAGCAUAUCUACCCUAAACAAAAGGAAUAGAAGCAACAAAAUAAAAAAUGUCUCUGUGAAUAAAGAGUCGAUACAGAAUUCUUAUUUUUCCCGUUAUGUGGUGAAGAAAGGGGGGGACAGUGUAAAAGCGAUGGACGGGGGGGACAACGUAAAAGCCGUGGAAGGGGCGGAGGAGAGUGUGCAAGGGGAAAUGUCCAAGGGGACGACCCAUAAGGGGAAGAAGAGGAAAGACAGAACCCUUCUGUGCGAGAAUAGCACAGCUUCUAAGUUCAACUGUACCCUGUCGCACGACGUGACGGUGGACGACAACAACGUACCUCUGAACCCGGCCAAAAAGGUGAAGAGCAGGGUCAAGGGAGGCGCUGCAAAGGGGGGCGUAAUGGAGGCGGUAAAAGAAGGCGCAAAUGUAGUGCCCGCUCCACCCGCGACAACCCAUCGAGACAGCGAAACCAAACUGGUGGCCAAGGAAGACAAAAAAAGUUUAGGCAUAAUGGAAAAUAUGGUGACCCCCCCAAAAAGCAAUUUACCAACUUUAAAUGAAUAUAAGAAUCUGAGCAGCGACAACAUCAACAUGGAGAAAUUUAAGAACUUCGACACGAACUUUAUUAACUACCUUGGAGAUAUACAGAGCCACUUCAGUGACCCGUUCGUAAACUCCAAUAGCAACCGGGUGAACAGCAGACUUAAAGAAAUUGCUGUAGGGAAAUCGACGAAGGAGUACAAGAAUUAUGUUAAGGUGGUGAAGUAUGAAGAGAGGAUGGAUGACGAUCCCAGCACGCCUAAUGCGUAUGAGAAUGUGACAAAUGCAAAAUUUCAGGCCAAGUAUAAUUUGUGGAGGAAGAAGCUGCACAAGUUUGACUCCAUUGGGUAG
Molecule: messenger RNA, 1647 nt
Organism: Plasmodium fragile
Lineage: Eukaryota; Apicomplexa; Aconoidasida; Haemosporida; Plasmodiidae
Exons: 2
Coding region: 1-1647 (548 amino acids)
Biological process (GO): mRNA transport; mRNA 3'-end processing by stem-loop binding and cleavage
Cellular component (GO): cytoplasm; histone pre-mRNA 3'end processing complex
Molecular function (GO): histone pre-mRNA stem-loop binding; mRNA binding
Source: RefSeq, a predicted model, not a curated record